Molecule: messenger RNA, 1023 nt
Organism: Prosopis cineraria
Lineage: Eukaryota; Viridiplantae; Streptophyta; Magnoliopsida; Fabales; Fabaceae
Product: psbP-like protein 1, chloroplastic
Exons: 8
Coding region: 97-813 (238 amino acids)
Biological process (GO): photosynthesis
Cellular component (GO): photosystem II oxygen evolving complex; extrinsic component of membrane; photosystem II
Molecular function (GO): calcium ion binding
Source: RefSeq, a predicted model, not a curated record
GCAUCUUACGUGGGGUUUUCUCCACCUCCGCCACUGAAAUUGAAAGCUGCGAAAGCCAUCGCCUCUCUUCUUCCCUCAACUUCUCGCUUCCAAGCAAUGGCGUCUCUUCAGAACUCCCCCACCAUCCACCGAACCCUCUUCCACAACUCUUUACCUCAGUACCAGAAGAAUGCUCAUUUUCGUUCCUGUAGAAGACAAAGUAUUACUUUCAUAGUAAAGGCUUCACAUUCAUCACCACCCACUUCCCCUACAGAAAUGCCAGGAAGACGCCAAAUGAUUGCCAUUGGGACUACUGCCCCUUUGGUUUUUCUGUUUAACCAACAUUCGUACUCCUUUGCUGCAGAAAGCAAGAAAGGAUUUUUGUCAGUAUUGGACAAGAAAGAUGGAUAUUCAUUUCUUUACCCUUUUGGGUGGCAGGAAAUAGUGAUUGAAGGCCAAGAUAAGGUGUUCAAAGAUGUCAUUGAACCACUGGAAAGUGUUAGUGUAAAUAUGAUCCCAACUGGCAAACUGGAUAUUCGAGAAUUUGGACCUCCUGAACAGGUUGCUGAAACUCUAAUAAAAAAGGUUUUGGCUCCUCCAACCCAAAAAACAAAGCUGAUUCAGGCAAAAGAGCAAGACGUUGAGGGAAAAGCGUAUUAUCAAUUUGAGUUUGUUGCUCAGGCUCCUAAUUACACUCGCCACGCUCUCAGCACUGUCUCCAUUGGCAAUGGGAAGUUCUAUACCUUGACAACGGGAGCGAAUGAGAGAAGGUGGGACAAGAUGAAGGAGAGAUUGCAGACAGUCGUAGAAUCCUUCAAAAUUUUCAAUGUAUAGUUUUACAUUUUCAUUUGUUCUCAUAGUAGAGAUUCCCCUGAUAGAGAUAAUAAACUUUCGUCUUCGAGAAUGCUGCCCGAUUUUAAGUCUAAGUUUUCUUCUUUUUUUUAAGGCCAAUUGCCCAUGUAUUGUUAUAGUAGAUAACAUUUUUUCAAUCAACUCGGGGGCAUAUCAGCCCAAUGCUUCAACAUCCUUUUAAAAUUCUAUCCA